Molecule: messenger RNA, 848 nt
Organism: Thunnus maccoyii (southern bluefin tuna)
Lineage: Eukaryota; Metazoa; Chordata; Actinopteri; Scombriformes; Scombridae
Product: complement C1q-like protein 3
Exons: 3
Coding region: 154-660 (168 amino acids)
Molecular function (GO): protein binding
Source: RefSeq, a predicted model, not a curated record
AUGAAUCACAGCUGUGGACAUUCAGUGAAUUGAGCUAGAAGAUGAUUCUUUUCGUUUUGUCUGCUGGUGUUUUUCUGCUGCAGUCUGAAUGUUGCCCAGCUUGGAGAUGAGUUACAAACUGACUCAUGUGUUUCUCAGAGAGAGUUUGCCGCCAUGAAAGAAAAAUUGGAAAUUUUGGAAAAUAUGCUGAAAGACAGUGAAACCAGGCUGAUCAACAGUGAGAGCCAGAUUGCUGAACUAAAGUAUCAAGCAAACCAAAAGACGAUAUUUAGUGCAGCAUUGGGAGGACGUGGCACCAUUGGACCCUUCAACAAAGACACAUCUUUAAUCUACAGAAAAGUUAUUACAAACGUUGGCACUGCUUACAGUCCAUCAACAGGUAUCUUCACUGCACCUGUUGCAGGUGUUUAUUACUUUACCAUCUUCUAUCAUGCUGGAGGAAAGCAUGAGGGAAAGCUGUUCUUGUACAAGAACAACCAGGUGAUGGUCAUGACCCCUGAUCAUCGGUCAGACUCUGAUACAGCCGAUAAUGGAGGAAACGCAGUGUUCCUGCAGCUGCAGCAAGGUGACCAGGUGUAUGUCCACUUGGCUGCAAACGCACAUGCUUGGGGAUACGACCACCAUACAACUUUCAGCGGUUUUCUGGUCACUCAAAUGUAAAAAAUUGAAAUUAUGUAUCCCUUUGUUGGGCUACAGAAUCAAUAUUUGGGUAAAUACAGCACUCAUCCAUGCCUGAAGAUAUUUCUAUUAACCUCUGAUCAAUGAUAAAUGUCAAUGUUUUUAAUGAUUUAAAAUAAAAAUGUUGUUCUUAAUACUGUAUACCAAAAAUAAAUUGUCUGACAAAAGUA